Penaeus indicus is the source of this 1547-nucleotide messenger RNA. RefSeq names its product microfibril-associated glycoprotein 4-like. The coding region runs from base 162 to 1118 and encodes 318 amino acids. The record is from RefSeq and is a predicted model, not a curated record. Lineage: Eukaryota; Metazoa; Arthropoda; Malacostraca; Decapoda; Penaeidae. The transcript is spliced from 7 exons.
GUGCCCCGCCCGGCUGGCAACACGGUGCCUCCUGACUCCUGAGAGAGGGUGCCACUGCCGUUAAACCCGCCAGUGACACUCGAACACAAAGCGGGUUCCUGUCAACAUCGCUGGGACGGAGGCUCCUGCUGUCGAUUCCCCAGGAACGUCGUUCGACCAAAAUGAUCGCCAUGACUCGAAUUGUGGCGAUGCUGUGGGCUGUGACGGCUGUUGUGGGCGCCGCCGCCAACGACCCCCUCAGCCGCAGGGCAACAUUCCCCUCUGGCUCCAGUGAAACAAAGCAGAUCGACCAGCAACUGAACGCCAUCCUCAGCACCCUCACGGAGAAUCACAACCAGGUACAAACCUCCAUCCGCGACAUCGUGCGCAUGGUCAGACGAACCCACCGGGAAAUCGCCGACCUGCGGGAGGACACUGACCUCAUUUUGGGUCAGAUGUACAAGCCCUCGUGCCAAGAGAUCGCCGAGGGCCAGCCGGACCACAUCGCGGGGAAGAACCAGUUCGCGACAGAGGGCGUGUACACCAUUCGGCCACCAAAGUUCAAGCCCAAGAAGGUCCGCUGCGAACUCGGCCGGGGAGCCAUAGGAUGGACGGUCAUCCUGGCCAGAAACAACGGACGUGAGCCGUUUAACCGCACUUUCCAGGAGUACAAGGAUGGCUUCGGAGAUCCUGCGCAGGACCACUGGAUCGGCCUGGACAUGUUGCACAAGCUGACCACCUGGGAGCCUCACCAACUCCGAGCAGUCAUGGAAGACUUCGACGGUUCGAAGACUUGGGUUCAGUACAAUGUGUUCAGAGUGGACGGGCCCGAGGAGGACUACAAGCUGACGGCGGAGGAGUUCGAGGCUGACAGCGCCGCGGGAGAUGGCCUCAGCAUCCACAACGGCAUGAAGUUCUCCACCUACGACCACGAUGAUGACACCAACAAUGACGGAAACUGCGCCAAGCUCUUCGGUGGAGGAGGCGGCUGGUGGUACAAUAACUGCUACCACGUCCUUCCCACCGGCACGUACCGACACGUCGGCGGCAGCGAGUACGGGGGCGUGGCCUGGUACCCGUGGAGGAACGUCAAACACUCCCUCAAGAGCCUCACGCUGCUCAUCAGGCCGAGAUAUUAGGCUCCGGUUGACCGCGAGAUCUCGUGUCGACAAGCGAGGCGGAAGCAGUGGGUGGGAUGUAAACACUGAGCAAAUUCGGAAACUCUCUCAGGCUUUUGUUUUAUUCUAUUUUAUUAUUAUUGCAGAUGUCAUGUGUAGGUUUGGACAGUGAGAGUAGUUUUUCAUAGUGGAAUCUAUAAUUGUUUUUUUUUUUAUAUGAAGAGGAAUCUGUAAUUGGUAUGGAACUGUAUAUUCUUUUGUCAAAAUGGAUGAUUAUCGUUUUCUUAAGGUUUGGUAGUGAUUGUUAUUUUUGUCAGAGUGAAAAAAAUAUUUAGCAGUGUAUUCAUUGAUAAGGAUGUCAGAUUUCAAGAUGUGUUGGUGAACAUUUCAAAAUGUAGUUUUAAAGUACACUGCAUGUAGACUUGCUAUUAAAUACUUUCACAAACAGAA